AUGAGCAACGGCGAGCCCUCUACCGCAACCGACGACCACAGGAUAAAGGUCCUAGUGACAGGAUGGCGCAAGGCGGGGAAAUCGUCUUGCAUCAAGACUGUGUUUCAGCACCUUCCCGUCAAGGACGUGCCGUACAUCGGCAUCACGCAGAAGAUCGAGAAGGUUGACUAUGACACCAUUGUACCGCUGCAGAUCUGGGACACGCCGGCCAACUUUGACCUUGAUCAGCUCGACGUGCCUCUUGCCUCAUUCUCAACAUUGGUGUAUGUCAUCGACAUGCAACAAGACGACUCGUACCAUGAGGCUGUGCGACAGGCGAUCACCAUGAUUCUGCGGGGAUACCUCGCAAACCCUCAGAUGAAGUUUUCCGUCUUCAUUCACAAGGCGGAAGCGUUGUCCGAAGACUACCGCGGCGAAAACUACUCCGAGAUUCAGAGAAGCAUGACAGAGGAGCUCGAGGACUAUCACUACUCGAGCCUGCAGUCAUACGCACCCAAUCUCGACUUGGGCGAUCCCAGCGUUUGCAACAACAUCUUCAACCAUAUGAUUGCAGAGAUCAAGUUCGAUAUGACUAGUGUGCACGACGUGUCCCUCCGCGACGGUUGGAGUAAGGUUAUCCAGGGUGUGAUGGAGAUGCUGCCAGCCGUGGAAGCGCUGCUCCUCAACUUUACAGAAACGUCGGGGAUGGACAAUUCCUACCUUUUCGACAUUGACUCGGGCGUCGUUCUGGCGACUGAUAACCGACACCGCAACGACGCGACAAUGGAGCAGGUGACAGAAUACCUCACAAAGUUCCUGCAGUUCCGAGACAUUUAUAAGAAGUUGCGGACGCCCAACGCACCCCCAGAUGACCGGAGCGACGAUGGCGCAUUGGGAAAGACUGGGCGAGACUGGUGGGACGACGAGGACCCCGAAGCACCAUGGAUGACGCAAGCGACGAGACUCAUGCCCAAGUCCACUAUUGCGCUGUGGCAAUUUACGCCGCACCUUGCUCUCGUCGUGCUGCUUCACACAGACACAUGGCAGGCGCGCCGGGGCAUGAUCGAGUACAACUUGACGUUCCUGCGGCAAGGUGUGCGCCGCAUUUUGAUGGAAGUUUAG
This is a messenger RNA of Cutaneotrichosporon oleaginosum, 1101 nucleotides long. RefSeq lists its product as uncharacterized. Gene Ontology annotation, biological process: cellular response to starvation; negative regulation of autophagy. Gene Ontology annotation, molecular function: GTP binding; GTPase activity. The record is from RefSeq and is a predicted model, not a curated record. Lineage: Eukaryota; Fungi; Basidiomycota; Tremellomycetes; Trichosporonales; Trichosporonaceae. Gene Ontology annotation, cellular component: nucleus; Gtr1-Gtr2 GTPase complex; fungal-type vacuole membrane.